CUUGACUGGUUGAUUCAAAUGAGUUUAUUUGCAAAGAAACUUAACAGAUCUUAACUUAACUCUCUAUACUCUCUUGUUUCACCCAUUUUGGCAGUAGAUUUCACUUUAAUCUCCACAGGAAACGGGUGGGUCAAGAUGUCAUGUGAUUCUCUUUCAGUACUUCCUCUUAUUAGCAUCUCGUCAAAAACAUCACAUGCUGGGGCAGCAGCAUCUCUACUGCAGACAAGAAGAGACUGGAUAAAAUCAUUAAGAAGGCCAGCUCCGUCCCAGUGAGUCCCUUCGACCCAGCGCAGGGGGUGGGGGAAAGGGCGGUGACAGCCAAGCUAAUUUCUCUGCUGAAGAACAACUGUCCACAAGCUACCCGGAAGUGUGCUUUUAUUGUGACAGCGCGGUACGGAAGUGGCGCCGUGGUGAAGCUCAGAGGAUGAGAGUCAGCUGAGAAGGAGACAUCAUGUCAGCGUACAGCAGAGAGAUCCUGCUAGCCACCAGCGUCCUGUGCGGCAGCUCCGGAGCUAUGAACCCGCUCCAGCUCUACCGGAAGCUGCUGCAGCGCUGCAGCAUCACCGAAGAAGAGUUCUGGCGCAUCAUCCUGCGGUGCCCCCGCUUCCAGCUGGUCCGCGGCCCAGCGGAGGGCGGCGCGGAGCGCCUGGAGGACUGCUCGGUGGUCGCCAGAACGUCGCUGCGGCUGUGCAGCCGAUACGGCCGUGAGGAGUGCAGCGGUUUCGAGCAGGAGGAGGGCGGGGAGUGUCAACAGCUGCACCUCUGCAAGUUCUUUGUCUACGGAAACUGCAGAUUUGGCAAGGGCAGGUUAGUCGAUCGCACGCACUCAGGUGUGUCAGGAAGGUUCAUCCCACUGAUCUCACGUUCAUUUCUCUCCACCUGCUCAGGAAACUGCUUGUUUUCUCUCCUCUGGCCUUCCGUAGUUGUGAAACAAUACCAGACGGACGCUUUAUUAAACGUGUUACUGAAUGGGGACUAUUUACUGUGUUCCCUCCGCCGCGGCCUGAUACAAACCUCCAGCAGCAGUGAAGAGAGAAGACGAAACUUAAGGAAACGAAGCGACGAUGCGCAGAAGUCGUGUAAAUUCUCCCACAACAUUCAUUCAGAUCACAACUAUCGAUUACUGAGAGAGUGUACGCUGCACGAGCUCCACGAAGACGACCUGUUUGUGCUGCUGCUGCAGAACGACCCCUCGCUGCUGCCUAAGGUCUGUUUGCACUACAACAAAGGCUCUGGCCCUCACGGCUACUGUACCUUCCAAGAGAGUUGUACCAAAGUCCACCUGUGUCAGCACUUUGUCCGCGGAGACUGCAUAUUUGGACCCAAGUGCAAGCGACAGCAUGCCAUCGACCAACAUGGCCGCCGCAUGUUGGAGGAGAGAGGACUGAGCGGAGGCGUCAUCCAAGAGCUGCCCUUCAUCUACAGGAACAUCCACCACCUGACUGCUGGCUGCACAGAGAAUCUGCCUGAGUCUUUGUGCAAACCACAGACAGAUGACAGGAACAUCUGUCUGCACUCCAUCCGAGGCAGCUGCAAGUUCCAGAACGAGUGUCGCCAUGUUCACUUCCACCUGCCCUACAAGUGGGAGGUGUUUGAUGGCAUCACCUGGACAGACCUGCCACACAUGGAGGACAUCGAGCGAGAUUUCUGUGACCCUUCAAAGACUCAGAGCUGUGGCGAUGAGCCUGUCGACUUCCUGACCAUGAGUCGGGAAUUGCAGCCCAUUCGCCGACUCUCCACAGUUUCCUCUGUAACAAAGCCGCCCCACUACACCCUGACAACUCAGUGGCUGUGGUACUACAAGGGGGACCAGGGGAACUGGGUGGAGUACGGCCUGCCGGAUGAAAAGCAGCGCAGCACCUCAGUGUCGUCGCAGACUCUGGAGGAGGCGUUUCUGUCCGGCAGUACAGCUGAAGUCAAAGUGAUGAAGGGCCAAAGACAGUACAUCAUCAGCUUCAAAGACAUGUACCAGAGGAACCCCAAACACAACACCAAGAGACGAGUUCGUCGUCGUCCGUGCUUCGUCUCCAUGGCUGAGGUGGAGAAACAGGCCGUGACCUGAUGGUGUGUGUCCACACUGGGCCUGAAUGAGUGCCUUAUCUUGGUUUUAAUACGUGAAAUUUUCAAUUUUAAAGCUUCUUUCACUUCACUGUUUCCCUCAGUUCACUUCUCUGACUGUCCUCCUUCACUGCAGAUGUGGACGGGUCUGUUACUGUAGUCAGUCCUCCACUUUGCCUCAGAGUAAACACUGGUGGAUUGUCUCGCAAGACUUUGACAUGUUCUUCAGAACCACAGUAAAGUUUAUUGCCAAGUACGUUUUCACACACAGGAGUUUGCUGUGGGGUUGAUGGAACCAAAUAUUGCAAGCCCCAAAGCAUUAACAGAAAACAAAACAGUGACAAUAACAUGAAAACAACAAUAAAAACUGAGAAACACUGUGUUCAGUGUGACCACC
Molecule: messenger RNA, 2455 nt
Organism: Scatophagus argus
Lineage: Eukaryota; Metazoa; Chordata; Actinopteri; Scatophagidae
Gene: parp12b
Product: poly (ADP-ribose) polymerase family, member 12b
Exons: 8
Coding region: 452-2062 (536 amino acids)
Molecular function (GO): metal ion binding
Source: RefSeq, a predicted model, not a curated record